CUCCUCAAAUGAAGACUGGGUACAGAGUUCCAGGAGGGAGAGAAAGGGGCUAUCAUGGGGUCUUAGGGAAUUUUGAGGGGCAAGUUAUCAGAGCUCUGUCUCUGAACAGGGCUAGAGUGAGAUGGCGGGUUUAGAUAGCCUUUCCCAAGCAUGGGUGUUGCCUCUUUCCACGGUAGCAGGGGCUUGGUCACUGAAGGACGGAGACGUAGGAGACCGGAUCUCCUAGCUCCCUUGGUUGGCCCUUCCGGGAGCCGCCCGGUCUCUAGUGCAGGAAGGGGAAGGGGCCAGAGCUCAGAGGAAGGCGUGGCAGGAAGGGGGCAACGCUGUGGUCAGGGAGCCGCUCGGGAGCCGCUCGCAGAGCACAGCUGCACGGUGCCGUCAGAGCGUCGGAUCCCCAGCUCGCGGCCCCUCAGCCCCUGCCCAAGAUGUUUCCAGCAGUGGUCUUGCUCUUAAUCCUUUUGGUUGAACAAGCAGCGGCCCUGGGAGAACCUCAGCUCUGCUAUAUCCUGGAUGCGAUCCUGUUUUUAUAUGGUAUUAUCCUCACCCUGCUCUACUGUCGACUCAAGCUGCAGGUGCGAAAGGCAGCUACAGCCAGCUAUGAGAAAUCAGAUGGCAUUUACACGGGCCUGAGCACCCGGAACCAGGAGACUUAUGAGACCCUGAAGCAUGAGAAACCGCCACAAUAACUUUAGAACAGAUGCCCUUGGUCACUUCCUUCUUCCACUCUCCUCCCAGCCCUCAUAGCUGGCAUCACAUAUGCCUCCCCGCCGUUAAUGCCAGCUGACCCUAUCCCUGUAAUGACGCUAUGCCCCCCAUUAAUAGACACCAGUGGUUCCUCCUCCCUGUCAAAGACCUCAGAUGCUCUUCAUUAAUGUUUAUAUUCUAGUCUCACCUCUUUAUGCCACCCUUCUCCGCUUCCCCGUCCCCAACUCCCACUAAACGAUGGAAACGGAAGGCACUAACAUCAAUAAAGUUACCGCAGACUGGA
Messenger RNA from Lagenorhynchus albirostris (white-beaked dolphin), 988 nucleotides. RefSeq names its product Fc epsilon receptor Ig (gene FCER1G). The transcript is spliced from 5 exons. NCBI's taxonomy places the organism in Eukaryota, Metazoa, Chordata, Mammalia, Artiodactyla, Delphinidae. The record is from RefSeq and is a predicted model, not a curated record. Gene Ontology annotation, biological process: positive regulation of phagocytosis; neutrophil chemotaxis; neutrophil activation involved in immune response. Gene Ontology annotation, cellular component: external side of plasma membrane; Fc-epsilon receptor I complex; membrane. Gene Ontology annotation, molecular function: IgE receptor activity; IgG binding. Bases 426 to 686 code for a protein of 86 amino acids.